This is a messenger RNA of Aspergillus terreus NIH2624, 726 nucleotides long. Its product is annotated as bZIP transcription factor. The transcript has 2 exons. Gene Ontology annotation, molecular function: RNA polymerase II cis-regulatory region sequence-specific DNA binding; DNA-binding transcription factor activity, RNA polymerase II-specific. Bases 1 to 726 code for a protein of 241 amino acids. Gene Ontology annotation, biological process: regulation of transcription by RNA polymerase II. The record is from RefSeq and is a predicted model, not a curated record. Lineage: Eukaryota; Fungi; Ascomycota; Eurotiomycetes; Eurotiales; Aspergillaceae.
AUGUCUGAUCUGCUGUGUACCUACACGGGCGAGGAACUUUUCGCCUACAUAGAUCCUAGAGAUACUCUUUGGGCCGAUCCAGCUAUAUCAAAUGGUAUUCACGACGAACUGCUCUGCGGUUCGCAUCAGUGGGCCAAAGCGCCCUCAGACAGGCUCCCGCAGUCUUGCGGUCUCCUAGACGAUCAACUCUCAUCCCUGAACAAGCCAUUGCCCGCUAAUAUCGAAUCGAUACUGUUCUCCCACGAUGGACCUCCUUCCACGCAAGAUAAUGCGCUAUCGACUCCUACAGCUGAGCGCUAUAUCUCUCCCGCAUCCCUAUAUCUCAGUCCCACGUCCGAUAACCACGAAGGAGCGGCCGAAUCUAGAUCUCCAAGCUUAGAGCGCAAGGAAACGGCAUCGUCUCCGCUUGGCCGCAAACCAGGGCGACGUGCAUCCAAGGUCCAAGACGGGCAGCGCGAAAGACAUCUGGAGAAAAAUCGCAUUGCCGCCAACAAGCAUCGCAAGAAAAAGAAGGAGUUUAUCCAGGGCUUGGAAUCCCGAUAUGACGACCAGCUGAGCCGGAAGGAUCAAUUAAAGGCUGAGGUGUCCUCGCUCCGCACGCAGGCGUUAGACCUGCAGGAACACCUGUUCACGCAUGCGCAAUCCGGUGAGCGGAGGGAGCGUGUUGCCUCCGCUUCUUUGAGCUCGAGCAACCCUCGUGUGUGCGGUACGAUCAGCAACCUAUGA